Ochotona curzoniae (black-lipped pika) is the source of this 3513-nucleotide messenger RNA. RefSeq names its product elastin (gene ELN). The record is from RefSeq and is a predicted model, not a curated record. The coding region runs from base 27 to 2501 and encodes 824 amino acids. NCBI's taxonomy places the organism in Eukaryota, Metazoa, Chordata, Mammalia, Lagomorpha, Ochotonidae. The transcript has 37 exons. Gene Ontology annotation, molecular function: extracellular matrix structural constituent.
AGCAGACCGGGGCAUUUCUCCCCGAGAUGGCGGGUCUGCCGGCUGCAGCGGCCCCAAGGCCCACGCUCCUGUUCUUCCUACUCUCGCUUCUCCACCCCUCGCAGCCUGGAGGGGUGCCAGGAGCUGUCCCUGGAGGGAUCCCUGGUGCAGUUCCCGGAGGAGUCUUCUAUCCAGGAGCUGGUGUCGGAGGCCUGGGAGGAGGAGCGCUGGGGCCUGGAGGCAAGCCACCCAAGACAGGUGCUGGUGCCCUCGGAGCAUUUGGAGCAGUUCCCGGAGGUGUUGGCCCUGGAGCAGGGCUGGGGGCCUUCCCCGCAGGUGGCUAUCCAGGAGCCCUGGUGCCCGGUGGAGUAGCAGGUGCGGCUGCAGCCUAUAAGGCCGCCAAGGCCGGUGCUGGGCUGGGCGGUGUCGGAGGGCUUGGUGGCGUUGGUGGUGUUGGCGGCGUUGGUGGCGUUGGUGGCGUUGGUGGCGUCGGUGGCUUAGGAGUGUCCACAGGUGCGGUGGUACCUCAGGUCGGAGCCGGAGUUGGAGUUGGAGCUGGAGGGAAACCCGGGAAAGUGCCAGGUGUGGGGCUCCCAGGUGUAUAUCCUGGUGGAGUACUUCCAGGCACAGGAACUCGCUUCCCUGGAGUUGGGGUGCUCCCUGGAGUUCCCACGGGCACUGGAGUCAAGCCCAAGGCCCCAGGUGCAGGAGGAGCUUUUGCUGGAAUCCCAGGGGUUGGACCCUUUGGGGGCCAGCAGCCUGGAGUCCCACUGGGGUACCCCAUCAAAGCCCCCAAGCUGCCAGGUGGCUAUGGACUACCCUACAGCACUGGAAAACUUCCCUAUGGUUAUGGCCCCGGAGGAGUGGCAGGUGCAGGGGGCAAGGCUGGCUACCCGACAGGCACAGGAGUUGGUUCCCAGGCUGCAGCCGCAGCUGCAGCCAAAGCAGCUAAGUACGGUGCUGCAGGAGCCGGAGUCAUCCCGGGUGUCGGAGGCGUUCCCGGUGUCGGAGUGGGCGGAGUUCCUGGCGUCGGAGUGGGCGGAGUCCCUGGUGCAAUUCCUGGGAUUGGUGGUAUCGCAGGGGUUGGGACUCCUGCUGCUGCGGCUGCUGCGAAGGCAGCCGCGAAGGCAGCCAAGUAUGGAGCUGCUGGAGGCUUAGUACCUGGUGGACCAGGAGGUCGGGUCCCAGGUGCUGGGAUCCCAGGGGUUGGAAUUCCAGGGGCUGGGAUCCCAGGCAUUGCAGGUGUACCAGGUGUGCCAGGGGCCGUGUCACAACCUGCAGCUGCUAAAGCAGCCGCUAAGGCAGCCAAAUAUGGAGCCGGUGUCGGAGUGGGAGGCAUCCCCACCUAUGGGGUGGGUGCCGGGGGCUUUCCUGGCUAUGGCGUUGGAGUGGGUGGAGUUCCUGGAGUCCCUGGAGUCCCUGGAGUCCCUGGAGUCCCUGGAGUCCCUGGAGCUGUUUCCCCAGCCGCCCAAGCCGCAGCUGCAGCCAAAGCUGCUAAGUAUGGUGCUGCAGGAGCCGGAGCCCUGGGAGGGCUGGUGCCAGGUGCUGGAGGCGUAGUACCAGGGUUGCCAGGCACUGGAGGGCUGCCAGGAGCUGGGACCCCAGCAGCAGCUGCUGCAGCUGCCAAAGCCGCCGCCAAGGCUGCCCAGUAUGGGGUCGGCGGUGUUCCUGGCGGUGUUCCUGGCGGUGUUCCUGGUGGUGUUCCUGGUGGCAUUGUUCCUGGCGGUGUUCCUGGUGGUGUUCCUGGUGGCAUUGCUAUCAGCCCCGGUGUUGGCGUUGGCGUGGGAGGAAUUCCUGGAACCCCGGCUGUGGCUAAAUCAGCUGCCAAAGCGGCUGCCAAGGCUCAGUACCGGGCUGCUGCCGGGCUGGGUGCAGGCGUUCCCGGAUUUGGUGCUGGUGCUGGCAUUCCUGGAUUCGGGGCAGGUGCUGGCGUUCCUGGAUUCGGGGCAGGGGCAGGUGCAGUACCUGGAUCUCUGGCCGCAGCUAAGGCAGCGAAAUACGGUGGUGUUCCUGGUGGCAUUCCUGGCGGUGUCCCUGGCGGCGUUCCUGGCGGUGUCCCUGGCGUUCUUGGCGUACCUGGUGGCCUUGGUGGAGCGGGUGUCCCAGGCGGUGUAGCAGGUGGGCCUGCCGCAGCAGCUGCCGCAGCCAAAGCUGCAGCCAAGGCCGCCCAGUAUGGCUUAGGGGGACCUGGCGGGCUGGGAGCUGGUGGCCUUGGAGCCGGAGGGCUUGGAGCCGGUGGAAUUGCCCCAGGAGGUUUGGGAGGUGUGUCCCCAGCUGCAGCUGCUAAGGCAGCCAAAUAUGGUACUGCUGGCAUUGGAGGUGUCCUUGGAGCCACCAGGCCAUUCCCAGGAGGAGUUGCUGCACGGCCUGGCUUUGGAUUGUCUCCCAUCUUUCCAGCUGGCGGUGCUGGAGGCCUGGGAGUUGGUGGCAAGCCACCCAAGCCUUACGGAGGGGCCCUGGGGGCCCUGGGAUACCAAGGUGGGGCUUGCCUGGGGAAAUCUUGUGGCCGGAAGAGGAAGUGAGCCUCCCGGGACCCCUGACUUGCGACCUCAUCAACGUUGGUGCUACUGCUUGGUGGAGAAUGUAAACCCUUCCGUGACCCCACUCCGUCCAUCCCCUCUCCCACCUUCUCCUCCUCCCCACCCCGGGAGGGGCCGGGCAGGGCCAGGGCCAGGGCGGCCUUGGGAACCCACAGGGCAAGGAAAGCAAGAGAGCUGGAAACCCCACAACCCCCGCACCAGGAGGGCCCCGAUCCCCCCACUUCAGAGGCCAGCCCCUUCCCACCCAGGAGCUCCCCCUUACACACAUCUUUACACAGUCUCCAUCUCCAGGGGAACAUGGUGCUACGUACACGCUGGUGCUUAUUCAUCUUUCUGGGAGGAGGGAGGAGGGAAGGGCUGCCCUGCCCCCCCCAGAGGACCCUCAUCCCUUAGGGGCUCCUCUGAAGAUGGUGCCGACACGUCCGGGACAGUCCCACCUCUCCCCGCCCACUGGGUCCAGUUGGUUCCCAUGCACCUUAAGCCUCAGACCUGGAUUCGGCCACACGGUUCCUGUCUCCCUUCCCCCAGGAGGGGGCCCCUACCCGCCCAUCAGUGAUGGCUGAGCCCCACUUCCAGGGUGCCUUCAGGUUAGAAAAGCCUUCUUCCCCGGGGAUCAGCUCCCUUGCUCGAGCGGAACCAUCCAUCCAUCAGUUCAUCCUCAUCCCCCCCAAAUUGAGUGACCAGUGAGUGCCGUUAGCUGGCUGGGCACCCCCCCAAAACCUCCCUCACUCACACCCUGGCCAAGCCAUCCUGGUGGCCCAUGUCCUGCCUCCACCCUAACUACCUGCCCCCUACACCAGCCCAGGGUGUGUGUGCGGGCGGUGGGGGCAGCGGGAGGUUCCCCAUCCCCCGAGCUGGGUCUCCCACACGCAGUACUGUAUGCCCGGUCCCGCCCUCGAGCCACUGUACUCCCCAGCAUGCCCAGCCCCCACCCCAACCCUCUCUUGGUGUCUCGCUGUGAUAGAUCAAUAAAUAUUUUAUUUUUUGUCCUGGA